GUACGGGAGCCGAGUGGGGACCGGCUGGUUACGCAGCGGCCGUGGGUCUCCACCCGAGAGUAUGGCGGCUAGGAUUGCAUUGGAGAGCGAGGGAGAGACGGAGACAUGGCAGAGAUGGUGAUGGUGAAACAAAGAGACGCAAGUUGUGUUCGGAAGUGUCGAGGUAGUUUGAGUUGGAGCUGUUUUUCCGAGGCGGCCUUCGGAUUGUCAGAUUGCGCCUGCAGUUCAUACUAGGGGCUAACCCAGCGUUUUCCAGUGUCCUCGAUGGAGCAAGUUUGUUUUUUUCUGAUGCAUAGACAGGGGUGAGCUAAGGCAGAUGAAAACCUCAACCAUCGGCUGAUCUUUUCUUCCUCUGUGUGCACAUUUGGGACACUUGCAGUCCUUUGGAUGUCCGUCUAGCUGUCAGUGUCUGGCCUGCAUGGGGGAAUUUCUACAAUGAAAUCCAUCUUGGGGCACCGAGUCUUUGUGCUCUGCCAUAGCUGAGCAAAAAAGCGGCCAGCAAGACUCUGUAUUAUUGACAAACCGCUCAAAAUGGGACACGAAUGGUGAAUGUGAUACGUGCGGGAACGUUUUGAGUUCAUUUCAAUGACGCGCGGAGAUUUGAUACCUUAACGACUUGAUUUAAAAAUCCACAAUGCGCGAGUAUAAAGUGGUGGUCCUGGGCAGCGGUGGGGUCGGGAAAUCCGCUCUCACUGUGCAGUUUGUUACCGGGACGUUCAUUGAGAAGUACGAUCCAACCAUAGAGGAUUUUUACCGAAAGGAGAUCGAAGUGGACUCCUCGCCUUCGGUCCUGGAGAUCCUUGACACCGCCGGCACCGAGCAGUUCGCCUCCAUGCGGGACCUGUACAUCAAAAACGGCCAAGGAUUCAUACUGGUCUACAGCCUUGUCAACCAGCAAAGCUUCCAGGACAUAAAGCCGAUGAGGGAUCAGAUCAUAAGAGUGAAAAGGUACGAGAAGGUCCCUGUGAUCCUGGUCGGGAACAAGGUGGACCUGGAAAGCGAGAGGGAGGUUUCAUCCAGCGAAGGUCAGGCCCUGGCAGAGGAGUGGGGCUGCCCUUUUAUGGAGACUUCAGCCAAGAGCAAAACCAUGGUAGAUGAACUGUUCGCUGAGAUAGUUCGGCAGAUGGACUACGCCGCCCAGCCAGACAAGGAUGACCCCUGCUGCUCCUCUUGUAAUAUACAAUAGCCCCAGGGCCUCCAGGAACAGGCCGGGCAAAAAACAAAGUCCACUUAGAGGAGGUUACUUGGACUCGCAGCAGAGAGAUACACUCUUAGACACGCACACACACAUGCACAUGCCAAUUAAAUGGAAGAUAAAUUCAUGGUUGAACGCGAUGGAUUUUAACUCUAUGGAGCAUAAAAUCUGCAGUGACACAAUGAUUAAUGACAUGUGAGUAAUGAAUACGUUUUGAAUGAGAAAUGCCAGGAAUUUGCCGCAACAGAAAUUGACAAAACGACGAAAAGGAACGUGCCCUCGCCUUAUGUUACUCUCUUUUGUUGCUUCGUUUUAUGUUCUUUUUUAAGUUGUGGGGAAAAACCUGGAGUAGUCAUCAGCGAGAAAUCACAAAUCAGGAUCUUUACUGCUUAGGUUGUUCUUCGGUCUAACAAGGUAAUCAUGUUCUUACAAAAUGCUUUUUUUUUUCUGGUUUUUGUUAUUAUUCCAGGUUCAACACAGAGCAUCCAGAUGCAUAUGAAACCAUGACUCAGUUGCAGUAGCUAUUCUACACAAACCCAAGAGCAGUUUUUUGGGGGAUGUUUUUUUUUUUUUUUUUUUUUUUUUUAAACUGAUGAGUAUUUAUGUAGAUGCUUUUUCGCAGCUUAUGUGAAGUGGUUGUUGGGAGGUUUUUUCUACUCAUCACAGGGCUGAACCAAAAAGGUGACCUGAAAGCACCUUCAUUUGUUGUUUGUUUUUCAGUUUAAUGGAAUGGGGAGAAAAUGGUGGAUAAGUCAGUGUCUUUCUUGAAACAUUGGUGCAGUCAUCUUCCUAUUUUCUCACUUUGAGAUAUAAUAGCAAACAUAGCGGAGUCUUUCACAUACCGUGUGAUGUUUCGUUUUCCUUUGUGGAAGACUCUGACAGCCGAUUGCUGCGUAGUAAUAUAACUAACUGCUUCAUCCUGAUGGUACAAAAAGUUCAUCUUUCAGUGUUUGAAUAUCUCUACCAACCAUGUCUCUGUUCGUUUCAGGAAUAGGAGACAUAAAGUGAAGAUGCCAACAUUUGUCAAAUUUUUUUUUGUUUGUUUGUUUGUUUCUUCUCCGGUAUCAGCAUCAAAUGGGGUGCGCAAGAGUUUUGAAGUCCUGAUCCCAUUCUGUAUGUGCUCAGAGUAUUCAAAUCCAUAGUAACAAAUAGAAACGACGAUGGCAAUGAUAAUAAGAAUAAUUAAUGGUAGUGUAAAUAUUUUGUAUCGAAAAGUGCCAGCUCCUACGAAGACACUGACUCAACACGUGGAUUUGUCAACUGUAUGCAUGGCUAGUAAACAAAAAAGGACUUUUAUUGUUUGAGAUUAAUAUAGGCUGUGGAAAUGUGCAAAGCAAAACACAUACACGUCUGGAUUUGGACACUGUUUCAACUGUACAUCUAUGUUGCCACGGGAACCAGACUUUUCCCGUGUAACCAUUUUCAUUGUUGAUUUUAUAUUUUUUUAUGUGACCAUUUACUCUUUAUUCCCUCUCUGGAUGGUGACACUGUUACAUUUGACACCUAAACAAUAAAAGUGCGUUCAACACUGGA
Molecule: messenger RNA, 2728 nt
Organism: Sphaeramia orbicularis (orbiculate cardinalfish)
Lineage: Eukaryota; Metazoa; Chordata; Actinopteri; Kurtiformes; Apogonidae
Gene: rap2aa
Product: RAP2A, member of RAS oncogene family a
Exons: 2
Coding region: 635-1186 (183 amino acids)
Biological process (GO): signal transduction
Cellular component (GO): membrane
Molecular function (GO): GTPase activity; GTP binding
Source: RefSeq, a predicted model, not a curated record